Molecule: messenger RNA, 500 nt
Organism: Cryptomeria japonica (Japanese cedar)
Lineage: Eukaryota; Viridiplantae; Streptophyta; Pinopsida; Cupressales; Cupressaceae
Product: pathogenesis-related protein 1A-like
Exons: 1
Coding region: 3-500 (165 amino acids)
Cellular component (GO): extracellular region
Source: RefSeq, a predicted model, not a curated record
AGAUGUCGUGGCUUCUUCUGUUAUUCUUCUUUGUGCAACUGUGUUCAGCACAGACUGUGCAGAGACAGUAUUUAGACCCUCACAAUAGGGCCAGGUCUCAAGUGGGUGUAGGCCCUUUGGUGUGGGACAAUACUGUGGCUGCCUAUGCGCAGAACUAUGCUAAUCAACGCAAGGUAGACUGUGCUUUAAGGCAUUCUGGGGGUCCCUAUGGUGAAAAUAUUUUCUGGGGUAAAGGAAGGGAAUUCACUCCUGCAGAUGCCGUGAAUGCAUGGAUUGACGAGAAGCAAUAUUAUGAUUAUAAUUCCAAUUCAUGUGCUCCAGGGAAACAGUGUGGACAUUAUACUCAAGUGGUGUGGAGAAAUACGAAGAAGGUUGGGUGUGCUCGUGUUAAAUGUAAUGAUGGUGCCAUUUUCAUUACCUGCAAUUAUGACCCACCUGGGAAUUUUAAUGGCGAGACGCCAUACUUGACAUCUCCCUUCACUUCCGUUUCCUCUUUCUAA